UCUUGGACUGUCUUUUUGGUGGGAACACUGGUGUGCAUGUGGGGCACACUGCCGGGUGGGAGUUGCGGCGGUAGCGGCGGAGAAGGGGAUUUCUUCUAUGAGUCGAAGUGCUUGAAGGUGCCGGCGGCGGAGUUCGUGAAGUCGGUGAAGUUCACCAUGGACAGCAUCCGAAAUGUCAAUGCCACGGUGGCCAGGAUCGCCAGCGGUGUUCAGAACUCCGGGGAUUUCAGGCUCUCUACGGCGGUUUCCGACUGCCUGGAUCUGCUCGACCUCUCCGCUGACGAACUCUCUUGGACUGUUCAUGGUGAAAGAGAUAAUAGGAGCGGCACCGGGAAGGCGAGCGAGGAUUUGAGGACAUGGCUGAGCGCCGCCAUGAGCAACCAACAGACGUGCAUAGAAGGAUUCGACGGCACAAACAGCACCGUCAAGAAUGACGUGGCGGGAUGCGUCGGCCAGAUAAGCUCCUCCGUCCGGGAGAUCCUCGACAACGUCCUCCCGGCGGAAUCCCGCCGCAAGAACUCCGGCAAAGGCAAGCACAGCCGCCACAAGUCAAGAAAGCUAGGGAUGAUGGUGAGCGGCGGGCAGGACUUCCCGGAGUGGCUGAACCACGAUGACCGGAGACUCCUGCAGUCCGCCGCCGGUGUGCUGAACCCGGACGCGGUGGUGGCGCUCGACGGCUCCGGGAACACCACGAGCAUAAUGGCCGCCGUCUCUGCCGCCCCUGAUUCUGUGAGCGGGAAACGUUAUGUGAUACACGUGAAGAAGGGAGUUUACACAGAAAACGUGGAAAUUGGCAAGAAGAAAUGGAAUAUAAUGAUGAUCGGAGACGGCAUCGGCGCCACCGUUAUUACCGGCAAACGGAGCGUUGUCGACGGUUGGACCACUUACAGGUCUGCAACAUUCGCGGUGAAAGGCAGGGGAUUUAUCGGACGGGAUUUGACGAUCGAGAACACGGCGGGGCCGCAGAAGCACCAAGCGGUGGCACUCCGAUCAGAUUCCGAUCUGUCGGUGCUGUACCGGUGCGCCAUCACCGGCUACCAAGACACCCUCUACGCCCACGCGAUGCGCCAGUUCUACCGGGAAUGCCACAUCUCCGGCACCGUCGACUUCAUCUUUGGCGACGCCACCGUCGUCUUCCAGAGCUGCCAGAUCCAGGCGAGGAAGGGCCUGCCGGGGCAAAAGAACACCAUCACCGCCCACGGCCGGAAAGAAUCGUCGGAGCCCACCGGAUUCUCCAUCCAGUUCUGCCAAAUCACGGGGGACCCGGAGCUGACGGCCGCCGGAAAGGCCAGCGAAACGUUCCUCGGCCGGCCGUGGAAGCCCUACUCCCGGACGGUGGUGAUGCAGUCGUUCUUGAGCGCUGUGAUCAGUCCACGUGGAUGGCUGGAAUGGAACGGGAAUUUCGGGUUGAAUACUCUGUUCUACGGGGAGUACAUGAACUACGGACCCGGAUCCGGGUUGGGAAACCGGGUCAACUGGACGGGUCACCACAUUAUCAAGGACUACAAUCAGGCCAACGAGUUCACGGUGGCUAAGUUUAUUGGCGGCAACACCUGGUUGCCGUCGACCGGAAUCAAAUACGCCGCCGGUCUCAAGGAGGUGUGAUUUUUCACCCACUUACAUAUACGAGUAUACACUUUCUUCAUUGUGAUUACUUUGGGGUUUAUCUUUUCUUUUUCUCUUUUACAUUUGUGAUUCAUUGGUUCAUUUGGUUGUAAAUUGUGUUGGUGACAUGUUUAUUGUAUACCUUGAAAUGUUUUUUGUUUUCAAUAUAUUGUGAUGGAAUAAAAAGUGAAAAUUUGU
Cuscuta campestris is the source of this 1803-nucleotide messenger RNA. Lineage: Eukaryota; Viridiplantae; Streptophyta; Magnoliopsida; Solanales; Convolvulaceae. The record is from the annotation of a GenBank genome assembly.